This is a messenger RNA of Elgaria multicarinata webbii, 1651 nucleotides long. RefSeq names its product protein eva-1 homolog C-like. The coding region runs from base 168 to 1439 and encodes 423 amino acids. Lineage: Eukaryota; Metazoa; Chordata; Lepidosauria; Squamata; Anguidae. The record is from RefSeq and is a predicted model, not a curated record. The transcript is spliced from 8 exons. Gene Ontology annotation, molecular function: carbohydrate binding.
CACAGAGUCACUGCCGGCAGUGCCAAGAACCAACUCAUUGUACAUGGACAAUAGGAGCAUUGGAGUUCCAGCAGCAGAAAGAGAUGAGAGAUACCAGCAAGCCUGGAGUCAGAAUAGCCCUGGGACCCAAGCAACAACAGAAACACCAGGACUGAGUGUACGAUGCAAUGCCAGAAUCUUGGCUGAUGAGUUGGCUUCGGAUUGCUGGAACGGUGCUGGGCUUCUUAUAUUUUUCAGCUUUUCUGAAGGCCGCUCCUGAGUUCUCAGGUUACUUACAGAAAAUUUUGAAGAACCACACUACCCACGCCUGCGAUGGGGAGCAAUUGACAAUAAUUUGUCCACACAGGACCUCCAUCAGUGUCCUUUCUGCAUUCUAUGGACGCCGGGUGCCCAGUCAAAAUCUCUGCCCAGCUUCAGGGGACCUCUCCUUGGAGAGCACGGAUUGUAUGUCUGCCACAGCCCAUCAAAAAAUGAUGGACGAAUGUCAGGACCAGCGAUGGUGCCACUUCUCUGUCCACAGCCGGGUGUUCGGGCCUGAUCCAUGUCCAGGAACACACAAGUAUUUGGUGGUUUCAUACAAGUGUAGACCAGCCAACCAUCGCCUGAAGACCGUGUGCGAAAAUGACAAGCUGAGACUGCAGUGCCGGAAUAAGUCCGUCCUGGCCAUUUACUCUGCCAUCUACGGGAGGCCUUUGCGAGGGAAGCCGGAGUGCAAUUCUGCAAAUGGGACAGGACCAGACAUAGAGUGCGUGGCUCCUGAUGCGCUGAGGAGAGUCUCCCGGAGGUGUCACAAGAAGGAGAACUGCACCCUUGUCGCUAACAAAGCCACCUUCGGGGACCCCUGCUUCCCUGGGGUGAAGAAACAGCUGAGAGUUUCCUACACUUGCGUGCCAAGGCAGUUGCUGGAAGAGGUGAGCCGGGCCUCCCAGGAAGACCCCUUCUCAAUCUCAGACUACACACACGGUGGCUGGUACACCGGGCCGAGGCUGGCCAGGCUCCGAGAAAACCUGAUGAUAUUUACUAGCUCUUUGGAAACUUUUGCCCAUAUCUGGGGUGUUCCUGAGAAAGUGGGCUUUUAUUUCCUGUGUGGGGUCUCAGGAGGACUGGUGUUUCUCCUCCUUCUCUUUGCCCCCAAAAUGGGCUUCUUGAGAGACUUCAAGGAGGCCUUCAAAGCCACAGAGCGGAGCGACAGCUUGGAGCUGGAGUCAACCAAGCAGCAGGAUGAGCGAGAUGACGAAAACCACGAUGACAGCUCCUCCGACUCCUCCUUCCGCCACCUCACCCACACCUACCAUAACUCCAACAACAUCUUUGGCCCAGAGCUGACCGCGGCCCUGGAAGGAGCAGCCGACCAGCGAGGCCUCGAGGGAGAUGAGAUCUGGAUACCCAAGGAGUCCAGCCCGUAUGCCAUCCACAAAAUUAAGUCAGCUACCAAAUGAGAGGGAACGGCCAAGGGAACUGGGCCACAGCAGUCUGUUGCACAUGGCUGUGAACUCCUGCUUCCCCCAUUCCCAACCUCUGUGCAGUAGGAGGUUAGGAAUGUCAAAUAAGUAAGUAAAUUUAGUGGUGCGGACCGAUCAGUUUAGACUUUGGACAUAAUGGGUAGUAUCCAACUAAGCCAUUCUGACAGUGCAAAUGACGUUGGGCUAGC